This is a messenger RNA of Aspergillus mulundensis, 2202 nucleotides long. Its product is annotated as putative C6 transcription factor. Gene Ontology annotation, biological process: DNA-templated transcription; regulation of DNA-templated transcription. Gene Ontology annotation, molecular function: DNA binding; DNA-binding transcription factor activity, RNA polymerase II-specific; zinc ion binding. The transcript is spliced from 7 exons. Bases 1 to 2202 code for a protein of 733 amino acids. NCBI's taxonomy places the organism in Eukaryota, Fungi, Ascomycota, Eurotiomycetes, Eurotiales, Aspergillaceae. The record is from RefSeq and is a predicted model, not a curated record.
AUGGCUGGAGAAACGCUCCGAAUGGAUACCGAAAGUCCGGAUAGCGACAGCAAAGAAGCCGUUGUUAGACGCGCGUGUGACCAAUGUCGGCAACGAAAGAUCCGCUGCGAUAAACGGUCACCAUGCGCCAACUGCCGCACAUCCAAGAUUAUGUGCAGCUCUACAGGAGCGGGCCAGAAGCCUCGGGAGCCGCGGAAACGCGUGCUCAUUUCCAACGAAUACGAAAGGAAGAUUGACCAUAUCGAUGAGCGGCUGGGCGGAAUCGAACAGGUCCUCCGCGAGCUUAAGCUUAGCAUAGCAUCUGGUACAGGCGCUCAGAUACGUGCCCACUCGGCGCCUACGUCCAGACCUCUGAGCCCCUCUGUCCAAGACCACCCUUCUAACCCACAGGACGCAAUGGACCAGGCGGAGUCGAAGAAUGGGCUCGAGGGCAACUCGUUGAUGGCCACUCAGUCAGCCUAUGCUAGUGACUUUCUACAGACAGCCGUAUCACGUAGUCCGGUGCCAAUGUCUGAUUCAAAGAUCAACGCAGCCCUCUCUACCCUGAAGCAGCUUGUCAAGAUGCAAGAUAACCAAGCCUCCGCUGCUCGCGAGUACCCGCCUCCGAAGCAAAGGCGCCUCACUGACUGUAACCCCCGGGAUUUGGACAUGCCACCAAUGCAUGUCGUUAUUCCUCUACUCCGCAAAGCAAUCGAGGGUAACCCCGUAUCUUUGCAGUCGCUUUGCCCAUUUAUACCAUUUGAACGCCUCGCCGAUAAGUGUCGCGAGGUGUACUUCGCUACGGAAAACUAUUCUGAUGCGACAUUCAUCGUGGCAAAUGGAGGGCUAUAUCAGCUUUUCGUCGCAGCGAGCUUUAUGAAUUCUGAUAGCGCGCUGCGAGAGGAAUAUCAAAGAUAUGCCGAUAUCUGCAAGCAUAAUCUGGAUACGACCUUGGCGAACUUGCAUCUUUUGAUGCCUGCAGAUAUAGAUUCUAUCGAGGCCCUCGCGAUGGGAGCGGCCCAUGCUAUUGAGAUUUCUAAGCCUUCCUUUGCCUUGACACUGACCUCCACAGCGUCUCGUUUGUGUCAGGAACUCGGGUUGCAUCAAAUGCCGUCUAUAGAAAACCUGGACGUCAAAGAGAAAAAGCACAGGUUGAGCCUGUUCUGGUCGAUCUACUGCAUGGACCGGGCGCUUGCACUGCGGCUAGGGCGUGCUGCCACCAUCCCGGACUAUGAUAUUGAUGUUCCCAUGUCAUUCGAAGGUUUCUCGGCGGAUAUUUUCAAGUCUGCACAUCUGCUUUGGAUAGAACUUGCUAGGAUUCAGGGCUUGGUGUAUCAACAUCUUUACAGCCCCGCUGCGCUACGCCAGGAGGAGGUGACCAGACUGGGAGAGGCGCGCAGGUUGGCCGCUGAGAUGGAGGAUCGCGUAAUGCGACCGUUCAGAGUCAGUGUCCUGCCCACCCAGAAGGCCAGCUCUAACAAUGGACAGAUUUUAUACCCUACUCUCGACGGUCUGAAUCCGAUCGAGUGUCUAUAUCUCAAAUGCGACGAAGUAUGCCGCUUUUCGGUCUUGACACUGAUCUACCGAGCCAUUCCACCACAACCGGGCACGGGCACGUUCGUCAAAGAGUGCAUUGAAGCUGCCAGAAGCGCUCUUCAAACGCACAAAUCGAGCAUGGGACUGCUUACCGAAGCAAAUGAGGUUAUGAAACUUUCAUACCUACACUGGUGCAUUCUCUACUCCCCAUUCGUCCCUUUCAUCGUUCUUUUCUGCCACAUAAUCGAAGUGUCUUCCUGGAGAGACCAGGAAAGACUCGAGGAAUUUGUCGAGUCGCUGAAACCGUACUGCCCGCUAUCUGCCGCGGUAUUCAAUCUCCAUCGACUAUGCCACGCCUUGAGCAAUGUUGCCCGACUCUACAUUGAAGCCAAAGCACAGGCGCAGACUCAGGAGAAUCAAACCCUUGCGUCGGUCGGUCACGAGGUCAACUCGUAUCUUAGUGCACUCGGUCUUGCACCGUCCGAAGUUGUGGAUACACGAUGGGCUGGACCUGCACCAGGCACUACAACCUCAGGGACAAUGAACUACCCAGCAACUCAAAGUUUUGGCACAGCCAUUCCCCAGGCUCAUAUGACACAACUAGGCAACUGGUUUUCAGGAAACCAGUACAUGAUGGGACUGUUAGAAGAGGAUUUAUCAAUGUUUGAUCCAUCGAAUCUGACCUAG